CCAAAUGCAACCGCGGUCAACCACCCGACCGGGCGAACGAGUUUUCUGCGGCUGACUCUGCCUCGUACCUCUGUGCCCUUGCAAAAGAAGGAAGUCCCGAAGGUGUAAUCGCCGUAUGGAGCAAACGAAUCCGGAUGGACGCUUUUCAGACCAUUUUCCAGUAUCGCGCCAGAGAGACAAGAUGGCCUCUCGAUCCAGUGAGAAAAAUCAAAGCACGAAGAAUGCAAGAAAUUACUAUCACAGUUCCAGGAGAAUCUUUGAUCUCCGGAGGUUCCAUAGUGGCGAUGCUCUUGGCGCGGGAGUGGUUUUGGGCGCCUAGCGGAAGUCCAACGCCGCCGCCACCAGAGGGGCCGGCGAUGGAAGCGGUACGCUCAGCGCGGGAGCGCAAGUUCUCGGACCAGUUGAAGCCUUCGCCUGUGGCAGAAGCUAUGGUCAGCCGUCUAUUGCUAAACGGAAUACUGAACGAGGUGCGGGAUCGGGAUGAAGAUGCAGAAAGGGAGGACUUGUUGGAGGGCAGCGAAGACAAACCUCGACCCUUCCCGUCGCGGGCAGAGAUUGUCCCGGUGGAUGGUACAGACGUAGACGCCUGCCGUGCAUGCU
This is a messenger RNA of Scutellospora calospora, 600 nucleotides long. Lineage: Eukaryota; Fungi; Glomeromycota; Glomeromycetes; Diversisporales; Gigasporaceae. The record is from the annotation of a GenBank genome assembly.